This is a messenger RNA of Metopolophium dirhodum (rose-grain aphid), 975 nucleotides long. Its product is annotated as general transcription factor II-I repeat domain-containing protein 2-like. The record is from RefSeq and is a predicted model, not a curated record. Bases 1 to 975 code for a protein of 324 amino acids. The transcript is spliced from 4 exons. Lineage: Eukaryota; Metazoa; Arthropoda; Insecta; Hemiptera; Aphididae.
AUGGGCACAGAAAACAAAGUGUGUCGUGAAACGGUUUCAGUUUUUAAAGAAUUUAAUAUCAAACGACAAUAUGAAACAAAACAUGAAGAAAAAUUUGGCUAUUUAAAAGGAGAAUUACGUGUUACUAAGUUAGAAGCAUUCAAAAAAGAUAUCCACACCCAAAAUGUUUCAAAUUUAUCUAAAAAACAAAAUUCAACUAAAACAAAUGUUGUACAAGCGAGCAAUAAAGUAGCGAAUUUGAUAGCUAGUGAAACUAAACCUCUAAGUGAAGGAGAUUUUAUAAAAAAAUGUAUUUUAACUGUGGUUGAAGAAAUAAUUCCUGAAAAAUUAGAACUUUUUAAGGAAAUAAGUUUAUCACGAAACACAAUUACCAGACGUGUUGAAAAUAAAGGGAAUAACAUACUUACACAGCUACAGAACAAAGCACCAGAUUUCAAAUAUUUUUCGCUAGCACUGGAUGAGAGAGUUGGCUUCUUUACAAAGUAUCGAACAACAGGGGCUGAUAUAUUUGAAAAAGUAGAUCUUUGUCUUCAAGAUCUUAAGCUCGAUUGGAGAAAUCUAAGUUGCAUAACAACAGACGGCGCUCCAAAUAUGAGAGGAGAAAAUAUUGGUUUUGUUGGUAGAGUAAAUAAACUUUUAAAAUUGAAAAAUAUUGAACCUCCUAUUAAUAUUCACUGUAUUAUUCAUCAGCAGGCUCUCUGUGGAAAAGUUAUAGGUCUCGAACAUGUUAUGUCUGUUGUAACAAAAGCGGUUAAUUUUAUUAGGUCUCAUGGCCUUACUAUGAGUAAUCAUAGACAGUUUCAAAGUUUUCUUCUCGAAAUAGAAGCUGAGUACAAUGAUGUGGUGUACCAUAAUCACGUUCGAUGGUUAAGCAGAGGAAAGGUUUUGAAACGAUUUUUUGAUCUACGAGAAGAAAUUGAAAUGUUCAUGAUCGACAAGGGCAAACAAAUUUUAGAACUUAAUACUACUACUUAA